CUCUCUCUCUCUCUCUCUCUCUCUCUAAACAAUGUGCACACCAUGGAUGAUAAGGAAUUGGGCGACAUGUUUCCUCUCAUGCAGAUUUCCUUUAGCUCAAGUUCCCAGAGGAACCAUGGUGUUUAACUCUAAUGGUGACAACAAAAAAACCUUUCAUGAGACGAACAAAAUGGCUUCGUGCAAUAACAAAUGCGAUGGGGAUAAAGAAACAGUCCCAAGUUCAACACAAAGUAACAAUAUCGAGUUAGAAGAGAAGGAGAUUGAUGAGUCGAGCUGGCCACACUUUGCAGAUGAGGAUUACAUUAUCUUUUGUUUCAAAGAGGAUGGAGGGAUUCAUGUGGUGCAGGAUGGGAAGCCAGAAGUGUCUGAUCAUGUUGAUCGCAUGACCCGAAGCUCAACAAGGCCUAUCAAUCACAAGGUUAGCGAAAAUCCAUUUUUUUAAUCACUUCUCCGUGUUUCAAACACUGAGGGCGGGAUUUGACACUGUAGUAAUGUUGUUCUAUUAUAACUUAGGUUUCAAGAAUAAGACUCUAUG
Molecule: messenger RNA, 535 nt
Organism: Camellia sinensis
Lineage: Eukaryota; Viridiplantae; Streptophyta; Magnoliopsida; Ericales; Theaceae
Source: RefSeq, a predicted model, not a curated record